Molecule: messenger RNA, 1703 nt
Organism: Neocloeon triangulifer
Lineage: Eukaryota; Metazoa; Arthropoda; Insecta; Ephemeroptera; Baetidae
Gene: Hr51
Product: photoreceptor-specific nuclear receptor
Exons: 8
Coding region: 1-1374 (457 amino acids)
Biological process (GO): cell differentiation; positive regulation of transcription by RNA polymerase II; anatomical structure development
Molecular function (GO): nuclear receptor activity; zinc ion binding; RNA polymerase II cis-regulatory region sequence-specific DNA binding
Source: RefSeq, a predicted model, not a curated record
AUGCACAGCACCCACCCUGGGCCGCCGUCGUCCAGUCCUUUGAGCAACAGCGGCAAAAAACCACCCACGGGCCUGACCUGCGUCGUUUGCGGCGACACCAGCUCGGGAAAGCACUACGGAAUCCUCGCCUGCAACGGGUGCUCCGGAUUCUUCAAGAGAUCCGUUAGAAGGAGACUUAUUUACAGAUGUCAGGCCGGGACAGGUCGGUGCAUCGUCGACAAGGCGCACAGGAACCAAUGCCAGGCGUGCAGACUCAAGAAGUGCCUUGAGAUGGGCAUGAACAAGGACGAUGUGCGCGACAGCCAUCACUUGUUCGCCGCCGUAGCCCCCUUUGACCUCCGGAGGAGCUCGCCCACGCUGUCGUCGUCCUGGCGACGACACUGCCGCAAGAUUCCAGCUGUCCAAAACGAGAGGCAACCACGAAACACUGCAACGAUCAGACCUGAAGCUUUGAUGGAAAUGGAACAGGGUCGUGCUCUCAGAGAAGCUGCUGUAGCCGUCGGUGUUUUUGGGCCACCUGUCAAUGGGCCUCUUGGCAUGGCUCUUGGUCCUCCACGUUACCCUCCCACAAUGCUGGCACCCAUGCCCGAAAACUCUUCGUCCUCAAAACCAGAUAACAUGGAUGACGAGGACAGCAUCGACGUAACAAAUGAAGAGUCUUCGCCGACACCCCCGCGCUCGCUGCCCCCAAUGCCCAUUCCGCCUCCGGUAGGCUCUUUGGCCGCCCUGGCCGGUGGGUUGGCUCAGUUGCCGCGACCUGGGGACGCUGCCCCAAUUUAUCCUCCAGCAGCUCAGGAGACCGUUUAUGAGACGUCAGCUCGGCUGCUCUUCAUGGCCGUCAAGUGGGCAAAAAAUCUGCCCAGCUUCGCCAGCCUGCCCUUCAGGGAUCAGGUAAUCUUGCUGGAAGAGUCUUGGUCGGAGUUAUUCCUCUUGAACGCAAUCCAGUGGUGUCUACCCUUGGAGCAGUGCGCCCUUUUCUCCGUGUCCGAACACACGCAGUCGGCGCCGAACGGCAAAGCUGGCCAGAUCGCCGCCGACAUCAGGGUGAUGAACGAUUGUCUGCACAGAUACAAGGCGGUCGGCGUCGACCCUGCUGAGUUUGCUUGCAUGAAGGCCAUUGUCCUCUUCAGAGCUGAAACGCGAGGGUUGAAGGACCCAAGCCAAGUUGAAAAUCUACAAGACCAGGCGCAGGUGAUGCUGGGCCAACACACAAGGGCCCAACACCCAGCCCAGCCGGCCCGUUUCGGCCGCCUGCUCCUCAUGCUGCCCCUCUUGCGUCACGUGGCCACCACCAGGGUCGAGCACAUCUUUUUCCAGAAGACCAUCGGCAACACGCCGAUGGAGAAAGUGCUGUGCGACAUGUACAAGAACUAAAAGGACGAACUAGAGCCGCAUGUUAUUUAACAAGGAAGGGACGUUAUUGUGUUAGCAAAUUUAGUAAUUGCACCUCCGAUUAUAACAUAAUUAAUUAAAUUAAGAAUAAUUUAUGAUGCGUAAUGCGGUAAAGGAAAAUAUUAUUGGAUGAGGUGAAUGUUCAAUAUUGUUCCAGUCUCAAAAAUUAUAAAAUAAAUCGAUUUAUUGAAUGUGUGUAGUAUUAGAAAUCGAUCUCAAGUAUUUGUAAUUAAUUAGGAUGGGCCUAAUUAGAAAUUUGCACAAUUACUACUGCAGAAAUAUUUAGUUGGCCUAAAUGUUCAAGUAGAAUA